Molecule: messenger RNA, 2128 nt
Organism: Gloeophyllum trabeum ATCC 11539
Lineage: Eukaryota; Fungi; Basidiomycota; Agaricomycetes; Gloeophyllales; Gloeophyllaceae
Product: P-loop containing nucleoside triphosphate hydrolase protein
Exons: 12
Coding region: 349-2046 (565 amino acids)
Biological process (GO): mRNA splicing, via spliceosome
Cellular component (GO): catalytic step 2 spliceosome
Molecular function (GO): RNA helicase activity; RNA binding; ATP binding
Source: RefSeq, a predicted model, not a curated record
AAAGCCGAACCUCUCUCUAUCGAGUCCUUACUGGCCAAACAGAAGGCCGAAAAGGAGGCUGCUUCGAAGCCUAGGUUCUUAACCAAGGAGGAGCGCGCCAAACUAGCGAUUGAGAAACGAGCGCAGGAGAUUCGGGAGCAACGGGAGAAAGAAGAGAGAGCGAGACGGGAGCGAGAAGUUUUAGAGCGACAGGCUGAGGAACUUCAGCACAGGGAACGAGAGCGCCAUCAUCCGAGAGGAGGAGGACGGCAUGACAGAGACAGAGGAGAUAGGUAUGGUCGUCGCGACAAUAGAGAUAGCAGGCGACCUGACGACCGACAGUCACCAUCGGAAUCAUACGUCCCUUCCAUGACGGAAAGUGAGAUGUCUGCAAUACGCUCCCGUUAUCUUGGCGUCGACAAAAAGAAGCGGAAGAUUCGCAAGAUGAAUGACCGGAAAUUUGUCUUCGACUGGGACGCUCAAGAUGACACGCUGAACAACGAGUCACCGGCAGCGGCGGGUAUCAAUCGACAAGGCGCUCAGAUCAUGUUUGGUCGUGGUCACCUUGCCGGGCUCGAUGAUACUGGUCCGAUUGCGUCCAGAAGGACCGGGGACGUACAGCUUGCGGAUGCACGCGAACGUCGCCAAGCUGCGAAAGCGGGCCUGGAUGAAAGACAUUGGUCAGAGAAGCCGCUUGAAGAGAUGCGAGACCGUGACUGGCGUAUUUUUCGGGAGGAUUUCAGCAUUUCUGCCCGAGGGGGACAAAUCCCGCAUCCGCUGCGCUCUUGGACGGAGUCGAGUAUCCCUGUCCAGAUAUUGGAAGUCAUCGAGAAGAUUGGUUACAAGGAGCCCUCGCCCAUCCAAAGACAAGCCAUACCAAUUGGUUUGCAGAACAGGGACAUUAUCGGUAUUGCAGAGACCGGUUCCGGAAAGACGGCGGCAUUCGUGAUACCCAUGCUUGCAUUCAUAUCUCGCUUGCCACCUUUCACGGACGAAAACAGACACUUGGGUCCUUAUGCGCUUAUUAUGGCUCCUACCCGUGAAUUGGCUCAACAGAUUGAGAGUGAAACCAGGAAGUUUGCUAGUCCCCUAGGAUUCAAGUGUGUCUCGAUCGUGGGAGGAAGAUCUGUUGAAGAACAGCAAUUCAAUUUGCGGGAAGGCGCGGAAAUCAUCAUCGCUACGCCUGGUCGUCUGAAGGACGUUAUUGAACGACACGUCCUUGUCUUGUCUCAAUGCCGUUAUGUCGUCAUGGAUGAAGCAGAUCGAAUGGUUAACCUCGGUUUCGAGGCGGACCUGUUGUUCAUUCUCGAUCGUUUGCCUUCGGAGUUGAUGGAAGGCGAGGAUAACGGUGAACAGAUGGAUGUAGACGGAGAGACGAUGGUAAGAAAAGGAAGAUCUAGAGUAACCACCUUAUUCUCUGCCACGAUGCCACCGCCGGUUGAACGUUUAGCGAAGAAAUAUCUGAAGAGACCAGCUGUCAUCACUAUCGGUGAGGCUGGCCGGGCUGUCGACACAGUCGAACAGAAGGUGGAGUUUGUCGCUGGCGAUGAAAAGAAAAUACAACGGAUCCUUGAAAUCCUCAAUAGUAACCAAUAUCCUCCCCCCAUCAUCGUCUUCGUCAAUCAGAAGAAGACCGCAGAUAUGGUCGCAAAGGGCUUACAACGUGGAGGAUGGAAUGCUGCAAUAUUACAUUCCGGCAAGAACCAGGAGCAGCGUGAAGCUGCCCUCAACUCUCUGCGGACUGGCGACGCUGAUAUCCUGGUCGCUACCGAUCUCGCCGGACGUGGUAUCGACGUGCAAGACGUUAGUCUCGUCAUCAACUUCCAGAUGGCAAAUACUAUUGAAGCAUAUGUCCAUCGUAUUGGUCGUACUGGACGAGCGGGCAAGCAAGGUACUGCUAUCACCUUCUUAACGAACGAGGAUUAUGAGGUUAUGUAUGACCUGAAACAAGAAAUAUCCAAGAGUCCUAUAUCCAAGGUCUCGAUAGAACUGGCCAAACACGAAGCAGCUCAACACAAGAUGUCAAGGGAGAUGAAGCGGAAGCGGGAUGCCGAAGACGAGGGCUGAGGUGCCUGCACCCGUGAACAUGGGAUUGUUACACCUUUUCUCAACAGUGUAAUACUAUGCUCUAUUGUAUGUCCUGUUUUUU